Molecule: messenger RNA, 649 nt
Organism: Alternaria rosae
Lineage: Eukaryota; Fungi; Ascomycota; Dothideomycetes; Pleosporales; Pleosporaceae
Product: ATP synthase subunit 9
Exons: 2
Coding region: 75-476 (133 amino acids)
Biological process (GO): proton motive force-driven ATP synthesis; proton transmembrane transport
Molecular function (GO): proton transmembrane transporter activity
Source: RefSeq, a predicted model, not a curated record
CCCACCACUCCCCAUCCAUUGAAGGACCAAUUCAUCUCCAACUCAUCUCCACUCCGACCGUCAAUACCAUCACCAUGGUUGCCAUCGCUCGCUCCUUCGGCGCCGCCCGCGUGGCCGCCCGUGGCUUCUCCAACGCUGCCCGCGCUCCCCAGCAGAACACCCUCGUCGCUGCCCGCAGCGCCUUCCGCAACAACGCCGCCCGCAACGUCAUCCAGAAGCGUGGCAUCGUCGCCGAGUCCACCGCUGCCGCCAUGGUCGCUGCCGCCAAGAUCCAGGGUGCCGGUCUCGCUACCAUCGGUCUUGCCGGUGCCGGUGUCGGUAUCGGAACGGUUUUCGGUGGUCUCAUCCAGGGUGUUGCCCGCAACCCUUCCCUCAGGGGUCAGCUCUUCCAGUACGCCGUUCUCGGUUUCGCCUUCGCUGAGGCCACUGGUCUUUUCGCGCUCAUGAUGUCCUUCUUGCUCCUCUACGUCGCAUAGAUGUGUGCAUUGCAUGGACUGCCGGACAUUUGGGGUCAACGGUAUGGGGGUGCCGCAAGGUGGAAAACUUUUCUUGCGGAUGGGUGUGUGCAUAGGGACGACUACUACCUCUUUUCCUACUCUAGUGGCCGGUCAGAUUGUGUAAAACAUGUACUUUAGACGAGCAAUCUGAA